AUGUUACCCUCCGGGCUGGCUACCAUCAUCCUAUAUGCGCUCGAGGUCCAGCCGGGUCCAUUCUCGCGUGGCUGGUCGCACCUUCAGCACCACCACGCGCUCACUAUCAAAACGAUUACCUACGAAGAACUCACGAGCGGACGCGCAGGGAUCGCGAGGAUGUACUUUCUCGCGUCGACCUCGCCGCUGCUCGCGUUCACCAUCUUCGGCCUGUUCGGGAUGUCGGCCGAAGCCCGCGCGUCAUAUCGCCGUGCGGUUGGAGUGGUGAUGGGACGUUUCAGACCGGAGGUCCUCCUCAGCAAGGAGACGCGCUCGUCUCUUCAGCCUAUUGAGUUCGGCGAGCGACCGCGGACUCUUGUGACGCUUUCAGAUGUUGGGUCGCGCUUGAGCGUUGUGGACGUGGAAAACCGGGUCGCACUAGAUCAUGAUGGCCUCUCCGACGUAGAGGCCGGUCAAGACGUGGCGCAUAUGAAGGAGGCGGGACAGAUUGUCCUCAGAAAUGUAUAG
Molecule: messenger RNA, 507 nt
Organism: Peniophora sp. CBMAI 1063
Lineage: Eukaryota; Fungi; Basidiomycota; Agaricomycetes; Russulales; Peniophoraceae
Source: the annotation of a GenBank genome assembly